AUGGCAGGAGAACAGAAACCGUCCUGCAAUCUUCUAGAGCAGUUUAUUUUACUGGCCAAAGGUACGAGUGGCUCAGCUCUGACUGCUCUUAUAAAUCAAGUGCUGGAGGCUCCCGGGGUUUAUGUCUUUGGAGAGCUAUUGGAGUUAACAAAUGUGCAGGAGCUGGCUGAGGGGUCUAAUGCUGCUUAUUAUCAGUUGCUGAACCUGUUUGCGUACGGAACGUACCCCGACUAUGUAGCAAAUAAAGAUAACCUGCCUGAAUUAACAGCAACUCAGAAAAACAAGCUGAAACACUUGACGAUUGUAAGCCUGGCUUCCAGGAUGAAGUGCAUUCCAUAUUCUGUGUUGCUGAAGGACCUGGAUAUGAGGAAUCUGAGGGAGCUAGAAGAUCUGAUUAUUGAAGCGGUUUAUACAGAUAUUAUCCAGGGGAAGCUGGAUCAACGAAACCAGGUGCUAGAGGUGGAUUUUUGUAUCGGCAGAGACAUUCAGAAAAAGGACAUCAGCAACAUUGUCAAAACACUCCAGGAAUGGUGUGAUGGUUGCGAGUCGGUUCUUUUGGGAAUUGAGCAGCAAGUACUUAGAGCCAACCAAUACAAAGAGAACCAUCACCGAACGCAACAGCAGGUGGAGAUGGAGGUCACAAACAUAAAGAAAACAUUAAAAGCUACAGCCUCGUCGUCGGCACAGGAGAUGGAACAGCAGCUGGUAGAGCGAGAGUGCCCUCCACACACGGAACAAAGGCAGCCCACAAAGAAGAUGUCCAAAGUCAAAGGGCUGGUCUCCAGCCGUCACUAGAACAUACCAUGUAAAUGUCAUUCAGUUAGGAAUGACAACAGGAGGAGCAAAAAAGGGCCUGCGUCUCCUUUUUCAGUGGGUUCUGGGCCAGUCCCUUCCAGGCUGGCAGAUAAAAGCCCUGUUUCAAUACAGCUCCCAGUCAGCAGCACCUGGCUAAGUUACACUGUGCAGCCCCUUGUAAUUUCCAGGGUGUCCCUGUUCUGGUCCUGUAAAGAGGGA
Molecule: messenger RNA, 1014 nt
Organism: Chaetura pelagica (chimney swift)
Lineage: Eukaryota; Metazoa; Chordata; Aves; Apodiformes; Apodidae
Gene: COPS7B
Product: COP9 signalosome subunit 7B
Exons: 6
Coding region: 1-795 (264 amino acids)
Biological process (GO): COP9 signalosome assembly
Cellular component (GO): COP9 signalosome
Source: RefSeq, a predicted model, not a curated record